Molecule: messenger RNA, 3752 nt
Organism: Ictidomys tridecemlineatus (thirteen-lined ground squirrel)
Lineage: Eukaryota; Metazoa; Chordata; Mammalia; Rodentia; Sciuridae
Gene: Irx6
Product: iroquois homeobox 6
Biological process (GO): regulation of transcription by RNA polymerase II; cell development; neuron differentiation
Cellular component (GO): nucleus
Molecular function (GO): DNA-binding transcription factor activity, RNA polymerase II-specific; RNA polymerase II cis-regulatory region sequence-specific DNA binding
Source: RefSeq, a predicted model, not a curated record
GUGCUCAGCCUCCGCCCAGCCUUCACCCACCCCAGCUCCCUCCCCCUCCCCGCGCGCCUCUGUUCACUCAGACUCCUCAUCCCUCUCCUCUCCCCUCCUCCUCCUCCCUCUUGCCUCUCUCCCCCACUUUUCUCUAGUCUCUUCUUUUGUAUUCUCUCCUCCCUCGCCUCCCCGGUUGCCUCUCGCCUCCUCCGGGCCGCAGGGGAGGAGGUGUGCGCGCUGCGCCCCGGGCCUGCGCGGCGCAGAGGGAGGCGUUUCUCCUACUUCUCCCGGGUAAUUUGGAGAAAUUCUCUGUGUGUGUGCGCGCGCGUGAGCUUGCGGCAAAAAGGGGUAGGAUCUAGCGCCGAGCAGAGAGGGUCAGGGUCUUUGACGUUCCUCGCAGAUUGCACAAAUCUCCCGGAGCAAGAGUGAGCGUGGGUGAGAGUGCGUGCGCGCGCGCGCACGGGCUGGCUGCGCUUAGUACGCCUGGUGGCCCGGGGCCCCGGGGCCCGGGGUCCGGUCUGGCAGCCCGGGAUUACCGUGACGUCACAUUGAGCCUCUGGCCACCCAGGACUGGGACACCUCGGGAGCUUCACAGCCCGGUGCCGCGCCGCGCCUCACCUCGCCACCGAGCGCCCUUGGGAACCUGCGCCUUCUUCCCUCCCCUGCCCAUCCAUGGGCCCUUCUGUCUUCUGGACCCUACGGGCUGGAGGGGCGCCUUCCGGAGCGCAGGGCUCGGCAGCUGGGCUGCCCUCGGCUCUGCCUCUAGUCGCUCCAAGCGGGCGAAGGAAUCGGCGCUGGGCACUCGCAGCGGUGUAAGGAAACCAGACGCCACAAGGCUAGGGGCACCGAACCGCGGGGCUGAGAGGGGAACUCCUAAGGGAAGAGGGAGACAGGACAGGGACAGCCACUAUGUCCUUCCCGCACUUCGGACACCCAUACGGCGGCGCUUCCCAGUUUCUGGUGUCUGCAAGUUCCAGCGCCACUUGCUGCGAAGCUGCUCCACGUUCAGUCUCAGAGGUGGCCUCCAGUUCCACCCCAGCACCCGCUCUUUGCUGCACACCUUAUGACAGCCGGCUGCUGGGCAGCACCCGGCCUGAGCUGGGUGCUGCCUUGGGCAUCUACGGGGCUCCCUAUGCUGCUGCCCAGAGCUACCCUGGCUACCUGCCCUAUGGACCGGAGCCACCCCCACUGUAUGGGGCACUGAAUCCACAGUAUGAAUUUAAGGAGGCUGCGGGGAAUUUUACGCCCAGCUUGGCCCAACCAGGAGCUUAUUAUCCCUACGAGCCGACUCUGGGGCAGUACCAGUAUGACCGGUUCGGUGGGGUAGAGCUGGGCGGUGCUGGACGCAGAAAGAACGCCACCCGGGAGACCACCAGCACCCUCAAGGCCUGGCUCAACGAGCACCGCAAGAACCCCUACCCCACCAAGGGCGAGAAGAUCAUGCUGGCCAUCAUCACCAAGAUGACCCUCACCCAGGUGUCCACCUGGUUCGCCAACGCGCGCCGGCGCCUCAAGAAGGAGAACAAGAUGACUUGGGCACCCAAGAACAAAGGCGGGGAGGAAAGGAAGGCAGAGACCAGAGCAGAGGAGUCUCUGGGCUGCCUAAACAGUGACCCCAAAGACGGUACUGCUAGCCAGGAGGCGCAGGGUCUCCCUCUGAGUGACCUGGAAGACCUGGAGGAAGAGGAGGACGAAGAGGAAGCCGAAGAGGAGGAGGCCGUGGUUACUGCGGCGGACAGGCUGGCGGCCUUCCAGAAAGGCGCGCAAUCGCUGUCCGCGACCUGCGCCGCAGCUCGGCAGGGCCGGGUGGAGAGCAGGGAGUGCGGCCUGGCGGCGCCCCGCUUCUCCUUCAGUGAGCCCCGCGGGUCGGGAGAAGCUGACUUCCUUGCGGCGGAGUCCGGGGGGCCCACGAUGAUCAUGCACUACCCAUGCGCAGAGAAACCGCGCAUCUGGUCUUUGGCGCACACCGCUGCAGCCAGCGCGGUGGAAGGUGCAUCCUCAACGCGGCCCAGGCCACAGAGUCCUGAGUGCCAUAUGAUUCCCGGACAGUCCCUAGGCUCCGCCCGGCGACCCACUUGCGAAGAGUCUUCUCUCAUAGCCAAAGCCUUCGGAAACUCCACGUUUACCCUUCAGGGGCUGCCGCUGAACUGUGCGCCCUGCCCGAGGCGGAGGGAGCCUUCAGUGCAGUGCCAGUACCCCUCCGGAGCAGAAGCAGGUUAGCGCCAUGGCUGCGAUUUGCAGAAGAAUCUUGGACACCCACUUUUUGAACUCACCUCUGCUCUAAGAAACUGCCAGACCUUGACAGGGACCAGGAGCUCUCACUUUGCCUAAGAGACAGACACACAGAAAACCUUCCUGUAGCAGCCGACCUUGCACACAGAGCCGGUGGCAGGACAGAUCUACACCCACCCAGAUCCGACGGAGGAAGAGGUGUCAGGGCACCUUGAGGAAGGCGGGGGAAGCCAGGGGGUCUGCCUUCCUUCUCUGGAUGCAGGGCCUGGACGGUGCAUUCUCCUGCUCACUCCUGCCCCUCACCCCGCUCACUCACUUUGUAGCUUUAUGGCUGAGCUGGCCCCUAAGGACCACUUGCGUCUUCUCCCCUUCCCCUCUCCUUGUGUCCUUAAAAAUAAUCAAGCUGAACCUAAGCUGUGCAGCCUAUCUGUGCCAGGGGUGCCUAGAAAGGUCAGGGUAGAGGGCGGGGUGGGUCACAGCCAGGAGCCCUGGGGACAGGGCAGCAAGGGGCGAAAUGGACAAGGCAACCCGAAAUGGCACCCAGGGCGCCUGGGGUGUAGCAGACCCAAAGUUUAUCCACCAAGCCGCUGAGCCAGGCUGAGGCCCCCUUUGGUGGGCAGGUGUGGGAGGUGACACGGGGAGCGGGGUAGAGGUCAGGAUAUUUAGGAGCAGCAUUUGUCCCAGGUUCCUCCUGGGGUUGCAGAUUCAUGGGGGGAGUUGAAUGCCAGAGAUGCCCAGGUGCCUGUGCACGCCUGCGCCUGCGCCGUGCAGGCUGGAUAAGGCUGCCCCAGUUCACACCUGGGGUCCAGAGGGGUGGGAUUAGCUGGCCAGAAGACGCACUGCUGCGGCAGGGGAGGGACAGGGCAGUGUCCCAGAGGGAAGCUCAGGGAGUGGUGGAGACCGGGGGUCUGGAGGCAAAGCAGCCAGCAGGGUGUGCCUCCAGGGGCUGGGCUGGAUCCCUCCGGGACCCUUCUCUCCCACUCCAGGCCCCUGCCUGGGCUAGGUGACAGUCUUCCACAUCAGCUCCGAGGUCACUGAAGCCAGAAGAAUCGCCAGGGCGGAGCUGCGGAGGGGGAGGUUGGGAGCAGGAACCGGGCAGACUGACCUGAGUGGUCCCCAGACCCUCCCUGGCCCCACCCCUUCUUCCUCUCUAUAGCAAAGACCCCCUCGGAGUGGGAAGGGUCCUGAGGAAUCACAGAAACACAAACCUCUGUUUCAGAUGAGGCAACAGAGGCCCCAUGAGGAGCAGGUGACCGGCUCAGGGACAUGCGUGUCCCUGGUGGAAACAGACCUUAGCUUUCUACUCUGGGCGCCUUUUCGGGCUCCUGCUCGCCCACCCUCCGGGAGACCCCCCUCCCUCCCUGCUUCUUUUUUGCUCCUGGGCAACAGCUGGUCCCAUCCCCAGCCUCCCCGGGGACACUCCAGUCGCCCUCGCUGACCCGCGGCUUAGGGUCCGGAAAAUUAAACUGCGAAAAGAUAAACAUGAUUUCCAGUCGGCUUUGCGGGAUUAACGCUUGUAAUAAAGAGCUUUAACCCGA